Messenger RNA from Orussus abietinus, 1995 nucleotides. RefSeq names its product pescadillo homolog. Gene Ontology annotation, molecular function: RNA binding. Bases 185 to 1921 code for a protein of 578 amino acids. Gene Ontology annotation, cellular component: PeBoW complex; nucleolus. The transcript has 9 exons. Gene Ontology annotation, biological process: ribosome biogenesis; maturation of LSU-rRNA from tricistronic rRNA transcript (SSU-rRNA, 5.8S rRNA, LSU-rRNA). Lineage: Eukaryota; Metazoa; Arthropoda; Insecta; Hymenoptera; Orussidae. The record is from RefSeq and is a predicted model, not a curated record.
UAAAAACUUAACCUCAAAAUGUAUGAAAAUGCACGUGUAAAUACAACUGUGUAGUCGCGAAUAAUUACGAAUUUAGCGUUGCACUUUGGUUGCACAUGCAAUGUAAUUUAUAAUAUUUUACAGAAAGCGUUUAUUAUUCUACCAAGUAUUUGUAAUUAAAAUAAGUUACUACGAGAAGGGGAAAAUGGUCGGUCAACGAAAGAAGAAGUACGAGUCAGGUGAGGGAGCUCAGUUUAUGUCAAGGAAGGCAGUCCUCAAAAAGUUGCAGUUAUCGCUAAAUUCAUUCCGAAGACUAUGCAUACUGAAAGGAAUUUAUCCACGAGAACCUCGCAAUCGCAAGAGAGCCCAGCAGGGUAAAACUGGUAUCAAAAUCUUAUAUCACAAGAAGGACAUUCAAUUCUUGCUGCAUGAGCCUAUUAUAUGGAAGUUGAGGGACUAUAAGAUUUUUAAUAAAAAACUCAACAAGGCAAAAUCUCUUAACGACCACAGUAAAAUAAAAUGGUAUCUCAGUAAUCACGUGUCGAUAAAACUUGACCACAUAGUUAAGGAGCGCUAUCCAACGUUCAUAGAUGCAUUAAGGGAUUUAGACGAUUGCCUCACAUUAUGUUUUCUCUUCGGCACGUUCCCAUCUUUGGCUCACAUUCCCAGAGACCAGACUUUAUUGUGCAGAAGACUGGUGGUAGAAUUUAUGCACGCUGUGAUAGCAGCAAAAGCACUUCGCAAAGUGUUUAUAUCCAUUAAAGGAUACUAUUACCAAGCAGAGAUCAAAGGGCAGACAAUUACAUGGAUCGUGCCACAUAAUUUCUGUUUCGAGCCUCAGAAGAAAAGUGAAAUUGACUUUAUAGUCAUGUCUACGUUUGUAGAGUUUUAUACCGUGCUGUUGGGUUUUGUCAACUUUAAGCUGUACCAUUCUUUGAAUCUCUACUACCCUCCAAAAUUAAAUGACAUUGGUUGUCAUGAUAAGGAGCUUGUUGACGAAGAAGCAUUUGUAUCGGAAAGAAUAGCAGCUUUGACUGCACCACUGAUUAGUAGUAACUCGGACAGGACGGUGGAAGAAGAGGAGUGUCAAAUAGACCAAUUUUCAAAUACUGGGGAGACUGAUCAAUUGGAGGCUACCAAAGUUGAAGCAGCGAAAAUUGAUAAACUGAAAAUUCUCUUCAAAGGCUUGAAAUUUUUUAUCAACCGUGAAGUACCAAGGGAGCCCUUGGUCUUCGUCCUUCGCUGCUUUGGUGCAGAAGUAUCGUGGGAUAAAACUUUAUUUAUCGGCGCCACUUUUGAUGAAAAUGAUGAAACCAUCACUCAUCAAAUCAUUGAUCGACCCAGCAUCGAUAAGCAAUAUAUUUCAAGAUACUACGUGCAACCGCAAUGGGUGUUUGAUUCAGUCAACGCAAGAGAGAGGUUACCUGUGGAAAAGUACCUUAUGGGUGUUACGCUUCCUCCACAUUUGUCUCCUUUCACGGAUGACCAACAUGACCAGGUGUACAUUCCUCCAGAAGCUCGUCCAUCUGUUGAAAUUGGAGUACAGAACAAAAAUGAUCACGGUGAGGGGAUAGUCCAUGACGAAGAGGAAGAAGAAGAAGAGGUUGAGGAAAAUAUUGCAGAAGAAACUGAGGACACAGGGGACGAGAUGUCAAGUCACAAGAAGAAGAAAACAAAGAAAAUUAAAAAGAAACUCGAGAAGUUGAAUAAGGAGAUGAAAGUCAAAGCAGGUGAAAUAACAGUCGAGCCUCAAUGGGACGCUCAAAGAAAAGAGAGACAGGAGUAUCGACUGAGAGAGAAAAUGAUUAAGAAGAAGCACAGAAAUUUGUACAAGAGCAUGAUGCAGGGUCGAGAGAAAAGGGCGAAAGAAAUUUGGCUCCUUCGCAAAAAAAGGCGGCUUCACGACACAGCCGAAGACUCGUGUACCAAAACGAAUGAAUAAAGAAAACAUUGGCACCACUUUGAGGUAAAUGUAAGUAACAAUUGACUUAAAAGGGAAAGAGCUUUCCUUUUUAU